This is a messenger RNA of Megalops cyprinoides (Indo-Pacific tarpon), 4486 nucleotides long. It is a transcript of the gene lgr6, whose product is annotated as leucine-rich repeat-containing G-protein coupled receptor 6. The record is from RefSeq and is a predicted model, not a curated record. Lineage: Eukaryota; Metazoa; Chordata; Actinopteri; Elopiformes; Megalopidae. Gene Ontology annotation, cellular component: membrane. Gene Ontology annotation, biological process: G protein-coupled receptor signaling pathway. Gene Ontology annotation, molecular function: protein-hormone receptor activity; protein binding; G protein-coupled receptor activity. The coding region runs from base 1 to 3246 and encodes 1081 amino acids. The transcript has 20 exons.
AUGAACAUCAGCACUGUCAGGCUCUUCUCAGAACGGAGGGAACGGGAGUGCUCCGCAGAGGAAGAGGGACAAACGCGGUUGUGCGAGACUGCUGCGCACAGCCGGUUUGAGGCCUCCCUCGUAUCUCGUUGGGUUCCCAUUGAAACUUCGCCCCCACACCACGCCCCGCACCACCCCACCCCCGCUUUCUCGUGCCCCUUUCCACUUUCCAUUCAGGCCCCAGCUGGAGGCCUGGAGGGGGAGAAGGGGCCACUGCCGUUUGCUCGGGCGGUGUGUGCAGUGAGGGCGGGGCACCGGUGGAAGGGGCCGCGCUUUGAUCUUGCGCCUCAGAGCCGUCUUUUCAUCCCGGAACCUUGUAGCCACGCCGGAGCUGGAAACCCAACACUGGAAAGGAUGGCCGCUGAGCAGUUUGCCGGCAGCGCCCGGGGGCGCGGGUUGCAGGAGCGUGCCCCCGCACCCCCCGCGGCCCCCACCGCCCUGUGCCCCUCGCCGUGCCAGUGCGAGGAGGACGGCAUCCUGCUGCUUGUGGAUUGCUCGGAGCUCGGACUGUCGGCGGUGCCCAGCAACCUGAGUCCCCUCACCUCAUACCUGGACCUCAGCAUGAACAACAUCAGCGAGCUCCAGCCCAGUGCCUUUCACAACCUUCACUUCCUGGGAGAGCUGCGGCUAUCUGGCAACCACCUGCGAGACAUCCCUGGGCAGGUCUUCACAGGCCUCUACAACCUCAAAGUCCUGAUGCUGCAGAACAACCAGAUUGAGCGCUUGCCUAGUGAGGCCCCGUGGGACUUGCCAAACCUGCUCUCGCUACGCCUGGACGCCAACCUGAUAUCCGAGGUCCCCGAGCAGACAUUCUCGGGCCUGCACUCGUUGAGGCACCUGUGGCUGGACGACAAUGCCCUGACGGAGAUCCCUGUGCAUGCCCUCAACAACCUGCCCGCCCUGCAGGCCAUGACCCUGGCCCUCAACCGCAUCAGGCACAUCCCCGACGCCGCCUUCCGCAACCUCUCAAGCCUGGUGGUGCUCCAUCUUCAUAACAACAUGAUCCAGACGCUGGGGCAGAACUGCUUUGAGGGACUGCAGAGUUUAGAGACCCUAGAUCUGAACUACAACGACCUACAGGAGUUCCCAGUGGCCAUCAGGACACUCGCCAAACUUCAAGAGCUGGGGUUCCACAACAACAACAUCAAGGCCAUCCCCGAGCGGGCGUUCGUGGGGAACCCUCUGCUGCAGACCAUUCACUUCUAUGAGAAUCCGAUCCAGUUUGUGGGUAAAUCUGCCUUCCAGUUCUUACCCAAGCUGCAUACACUGUCCCUGAAUGGAGCGACAGAAAUAAGAGAGUUCCCUGAUCUCAAAGGGACCACCAGUCUGGAAAUUUUGACCCUGACGAGGGCGGGGCUUACCUCCCUGCCCCGGAGUCUGUGCCAGCAGCUUCCCAGCCUGAGAGUGCUUGAACUUUCUCACAACCAGAUAGAGGAGCUACCCAGCUUCUACCACUGCCAGCGCCUUCAGGAAAUAGGCCUGCAGCACAACCUGAUCCGGGAGAUUGAAGCCAGCACGUUCCAGCAGCUCGGCUCCCUGCGUUCCCUAGACCUGAGUUCAAACCGCAUUGAAAUCAUUCACCAUGAUGCAUUUGCUUCUCUGCACUCCCUGGUCAAACUGGACCUUACGGACAACCUGCUGCACACUCUGCCUCUGGAGGGCCUCAGCGGCCUGACCCACCUCAAACUCAAAGGCAACAUGGCGCUGUCUGGGUCCUUCUCAAAGGAGGACUUCCCCAAGAUGAGGGUGAUAGAGAUGCCAUACGCCUACCAGUGCUGCGUGUAUGGGGCCUGUAACAACAAAGCGGCCGGCCAAUGGGAUGCGGAGCACGCAGGGAACGAGGAGGAAGACCUACAUAAGAGGAACAUCGCCCUGUUCCCCAUCCACACCGACACUAAUUAUGACCUGGACAUGGAGGAGUUCCAGUUGGAGGCCGAAGAUUCCAAACUACAAACAAGUAUCCUAUGUUCACCAACCCCAGGUCCUUUCAAACCAUGUGACUACAUGUUCGACAGCUGGGUGGUACGCCUGGGCGUGUGGGCCAUCGUUCUGGUCUCCCUUGUGGGCAACAGCUUGCUGAUAAUCACCGUCUUCACCUCGCCCAGCUACCUGUCCCCGGUCAAGUUUGUCAUUGGCUCCAUCGGUGGGGCCAACCUCCUAACGGGCCUCUGCACGGGCACUUUGGCUCUGGUCGACGCCCUGACAUUUGGGGAGUUCUCCCAGCAUGGCGCUCGCUGGGAGACGGGUCCGGGCUGCCAGGCGACCGGGUUCCUCUCCGUCUUCGCCUCAGAGGCGUCCAUCCUCUUCCUCACUCUGGCAGCGGUGCAGUGCAGCAUCUCGGUGUCCUGCGUCCGAGCCUACGGCAAGUCCCCUUCCUUUAGCAGCGUGAAGGCAGCGGCCCUCUGCUGCGUGGCCCUCUCUCUGGCGGUGGGCGCUCUGCCUCUUUUUGGAGUUGGCGAGUACGGCUCCUCGCCCCUCUGCCUCCCUUCUCCCUUGCCGGAAGGGCAGCCCUCGACCCUGGGCUUCAUGGUGGCCCUCAUCAUGAUGAACACCCUCUGCUUCCUGGUGAUUACCGGCACGUACAUCAAGCUGUACUGGGACCUGAUGAAGGGGGAGUUUGACAGCAUCUGGGACUGCGCCAUGAUCAAGCAUGUGGCCUGGCUCAUUUUCACCAACUGCCUGCUCUACUGCCCCGUGGCCUUCCUCACCUUCUCCUCCCUGCUCAGCCUCUUCCCCAUCGGCGAGGAAGUCAUCAAGUCGGUCCUGCUGGUCUUGCUGCCCCUCCCGGCCAGCCUCAACCCCUUGCUCUACCUCCUCUUCAACCCCCACUUCAAGGAAGACCUCCGCCUGCUCUGGAGGAAGUCCCGGUCCGCCCAGGAGGAAACCCUCGACUCCUUCGUCUCGGAGGAGACCGAGAAGAGCUCCUACGACUCCACGCAGGCGCUGGUGUCCUUCUCCGACAUGGACAUGCUCUUCGAGAGCACGGCCCUGCCCAGGCUGGAGCCUCUCCGUUACUCCACCUCCCCCUCUGUCCCUCUCAUCCCCUGCCAGCAGCAAGCCUCCCCCAGGAAAGAAAGCAUGCUAGCGUGUAGCCCUAGCACCUGUCUCAAGGACGAAGAACUUUUGAAAAGCAAUGACCAGAACAGAAGCAGCAGCCCCUUCCCCUCUGUAGGCUACCUUUCAUCUUCCCUCUCAUCUCAUUUAUAAAUGACUGCUUGCCUCAGAUCCAGAACAAAAAAAACAGCCAAUGGCAACGGGGAACACUCCAGGGAACGCUACAAAACUGGGCUUCAGCCUCAAGAUAGCGGAAAUAAUGGAACACAUCUCAGACUGUGGAACGAUAUUUAAUAGACCUGGGAUGAUCCCUGCAGCAUUUUGCAGUGUAUUUUCAAAUGACAGGCAUUGUAGGAAAAAUACAUUAUCCAAGAGAAACAAACACUUUUGUACUAAAGGAUGACAAUCUUGGAUUUCAAUGUUUUAUGUAUAUAAAUUAGAUGUUUUUAUACAGAGACCAUGUCAUUAUAUGCUUUUGUAAAGAUUAUAGAAGUACAUGUAUAGGCUUACUUUAAUGACAACAAACAAAACUGGGAGAUAUGUUCUUCGCAAAGGCUGAUAUACAUAUCAGGAAAGGCUUCAUUUCCACAUUAAAUUUCUUCUAAAUUAGUUGUCUCCCAAUAUAAAUAUCUGUUUUCCAUUGAGAUUACAGCCAUCCACCCAUUGCUACAAAGACUGUGCUUACAUACAGUGAUUUAUUUGUGAAUUUUAUUUAUUUUGUUCCAUUAAAUUUCUGUACCUGGUGAAACAAUAUUAUUCAAUAUAUUCCCAUAACAGGCCAUAUAUACUUUUGACAAAGCAUAAACAUGUGAGAAGUAACUCUUCUGCUGGAUCUUAAUCAGAACAUAGGGUUCCACCGAGAAACAACAUAGUUGUGCAGCAAAUCACAUAAAAUACCAUAACAUUUCUAGCACUAUGAAAAUAGUCACCCCAUGGCCACCUGCAUUUUUGUGUAAUUCUGAACCCAGUGGCGCUGACAAUGUCUUGAAAAGGAAGGUGGAAUAACAUUGACAAGAACAAAGUCUUUCUGCAUUGUAAUAUUCACAUAUUAGGCUAAGAUAUUUUCCUUUACUCUUUUAAAAUAAUACUACUUUUAAUUUCUACUUUUAUUUGCGCAAUGAUAACCCAACAAUUUCCAAGAAUUUCAUUACUACAAAUCAAUCAGAAUUAUUGAUUAGAUCAGAUCACAACUACACCUACUCAUCUGAUGGACAUACAAGACAUAUACAAUACAAAGCAUACAAGCCUUGUGAAAAAAAAUCAAUUCUACAGCACCAAAAAUGUUAUGUAUGUAGCUUAGAAAUGGGACAUUUUUCUUUGUUUUUCAGUUUUGUAAAGUAGGCUAGGUGUUGUAUAUACAGUGUAACUACCUCUUAAGUAGCAUGCUAUUAUC